Molecule: messenger RNA, 1494 nt
Organism: Cladophialophora carrionii CBS 160.54
Lineage: Eukaryota; Fungi; Ascomycota; Eurotiomycetes; Chaetothyriales; Herpotrichiellaceae
Exons: 2
Coding region: 1-1494 (497 amino acids)
Source: RefSeq, a predicted model, not a curated record
AUGAGUCUACCUUCCAGCGAGCUGAGCUGGCUGUCAAGCGACGAGAUCGAGGCACUCCAGGCGGAGAUUGAACUUGACGAAGAGUCCAAUGACCUGCAACCGGUCUGGUCUAACACAUGGACACCAAUCAAUCAGACGAACAGUGCCAACGUGGCUCCUUCCUCGCCCUCGUCACCACAGCAGGAUGCAGACGAAGAGGAGCAAUCAGCAUCCGCAAGCUGUCGUCGGCGCGCUAUCCUCGACUCCGCAGAUCGAAUGUAUGAGACGAAGACGGCCAGGAAGCGGAAGUCUUUGACAGCUUCACCGCCAUACACACGCAAGAAAGGAGCUGUCGGUGUCAGUUUAGAAGACGCUGACCAUCCUGAUGGUCUGGCACAACACAAGAAACCGCCGAACAAAAGACCUCGAGCGACACGACAGCCCAAAGCCGCUCAACUCCAGACCACCGACAGCUUGAUACCUAUCCGCUCGAGUAAGCUCAACGCCACUUCUGCCGCUGAGAAACGGACAUAUUCGCAAGCCCUCGGUCCAGAGACAGAAACUCGACCUGCAAAAAAGGUGCUCACCAUGAGAGUAGCGUCUACUCCGGCACGGCACUCCCAUACCGACUCUGUCGCGAAAGGAAAGACCGAAACUUCCAGAGAUCUCAACGGCCGCGCUAAUACGAAGCGUCAUUCUCUCGACAUCGAGAACACCAUGCAAGCAGAGCAUGAAGAUUCAGAGGACCUCUUCGACAACGACGACACCUGCGUCGAGGAAUUUCUAGAAGCCGAAAAGGCACUCUUUGCCGAGUCAUUUGUCCCUCCCACCUCGUCUAGCAACACCGCAGCCAUGCCAGACAUCGACAAGAAGCAUAAAGCCCCAGCUAAGCCAUCCCCCAGCAACAACACCGGACAGUCGCCCAUGAAACCCUUCAUCCGGCCGUUUGCCCCUCUCCCUGUCUCACAAGACGCUUCGCCAACCAGCCCAAUGGUCUCCCCUUCGCACCGCCGUCCUAUCUGUUUCCGAAUUGCCGAAGCCCUCCGCCACAUCUCAUCCACGUUCGUCUCUACGCCAAUUACGCCAACCACACCCGUGAAGACGCUGACUCUUGAAGUCUACGCGAUCUUGCACAGCAGCAGCAGCAGCAGCACAGACGACGAGACUUCCGGCCCCAUCGAAGUCGUCCUGGCGGACAUUUUCUUCCCACAUCGACCGCCCUACCUCAGCGCUACGACCACCCGGAAAGCCACCAUGGUCGCGUCAACGAGCCGGAAACACCAAUCCCCAUCUCCGCAUCUAUUGAAAAAGUUGCAGGGGAAUCUCGUCUGCGUCGUUGUCCAGGUGACUCCUCCCUCUUCGAACACCCCACCGGCUGUAUUACCCGGACGCCUGGGAAUCACGCCAGCGACACCGCCACUAGCCGGGAAAUAUACGACGAAUACGGUACUAAAGAUCGAGCACACCGACUGGGAUGAGAUUCGACGCGCAAAGGACAUCCUCGACGGGAAUUAG